This is a messenger RNA of Stomoxys calcitrans (stable fly), 4269 nucleotides long. RefSeq names its product T-related protein (gene byn). Gene Ontology annotation, molecular function: DNA-binding transcription factor activity, RNA polymerase II-specific; RNA polymerase II cis-regulatory region sequence-specific DNA binding. The transcript is spliced from 9 exons. Gene Ontology annotation, cellular component: nucleus. NCBI's taxonomy places the organism in Eukaryota, Metazoa, Arthropoda, Insecta, Diptera, Muscidae. Gene Ontology annotation, biological process: positive regulation of DNA-templated transcription; mesoderm formation; regulation of transcription by RNA polymerase II. The record is from RefSeq and is a predicted model, not a curated record. Bases 2014 to 3972 code for a protein of 652 amino acids.
UCCUUUGGAUCCGGCUGAGAAUUGAACUGUUAGUGGACUUUUUAGCAAUCCCAUGGCAGCCGGUUCUACGUAACGGAUUGGCCCGAUGGAGUCUUUCAUUGGCAAAGGCUACCGCCUUCAGUAUACAACACACUGCUAGAACAACAACAACCACAUAGUGCACGACGCCAGUGAAUGACACGCGGUUUAAACCCCCAAUUUUUGCCAAUGGCUCUCUUGCAUGUGUAGGGGGCAAGAGUUGCCUUUUUUGCUCUUUCAAAAAUGUUGAAUUUGCAGUUCAAUGACUACAUAAGGCCGCCGUAGCGCAGAGGAUAUCAUGUCCGCCUAUGACCCCGAACGCCUGGCCUGAGCAUUAGAGAAAUUUUCAACAGUGGUUAUCUCCUCCUUAUGCAGGUGACAUUUGUGAGGCACUAUGCUAUGCAUAGAAGCCAUGUUAAAACUUAAUGAAAAGGCCAUUAUAGACAGUACGCAAACGUGCAAUGACUAAAACCGAACUGAGUCAAAAUGGACGUGUGUAAGCUGAACGACCAACAACCGACCAAAUGAACGUACCAACAAACAAUCAAUUCAACAAAUAUGGAUACUUCUUACCUGUGCAUCAACCCGUCACUGGCAACCUUACGAAUUCAAUAUAAGGCGGAGCUACACACAAUCGAGAGUGAGAGAUAUCGAUAUCCGUAGCUUAUGGCUUAGGAGGUGUGAAAGAGAGACAUAGCAACUAAGAAAAGGCUAAAACUUAUGACCAACAAGUGGGCAUUGGGCUUGUGAAUGAUGGUUUUGCGGAGAUGAAGGAAAAACGACAACUUUUGUGAUGGCUGAACAAAUUAACACCGAUCAUUAGCUCCGGAGUACGCAAACGGGUGUGAACGCGCUAUUUGACGAAACGUAUAUUGGAAAUUAAAAAAAAAAAGAAAAUAAAUUUCUGACAUAUAACAAAUUCUAAGAUUUCUUGAAACUAAAAUUCAGAAAUAUAUUCCUUAUAUGCUUGCAGCAUUUAAAGUCCUUCACUGCCUCGCUCACCUCCAACAUCAAUAUUCAAUUAAUUAUCUUCGUUGUUAUGAUUUGGCCUGGGCUCUAAAAAUAAAUUGUCAUUUCCAUAAAUACCAGCAAAUGCGCGAAAAUGAGUGAAAAUACAUUCUACUCACAGGCCCAUUAAGACGCAUGCUAUUUGACAAAUGGAUACUAAUUAAUUACAGUUUGUACAAAAUUUUAGUACAGCUCAAAUCAGCAACUCAACCACCUCCGGCCACUGUCAUCCAACAGCCAGCAGAGAUCAUAAAGUGCGUUACCAAUCACCUCGAGAGCCGUAAAUCCCUAUUAACACUCACACACGCAUGCGCAAACCCUCGCCGCACAUAAAAUUAACAGUAAUUUAACAAUUUAACGCAAAAAAAAAAAAAAAGUGAAAAGUACCCAAUUAUCAUAAUUCGAAGGGGGGAGAUCCUCAAUAAAACACCAGCUAAACGAUCUAAACGAAAAUUAAAACUACCGUAUCUUUUUUGUGUUGUUGUUUUAACACCCCAGACAGUUGACAUUUAAACGGUACCGUUUCCCGCAGCGGUUCAUUGCUGAUAAUUUAAAGUGGCGCGUGACACAUUUGACACGCAAGUGUUAAACGUUUAUUAUAAGAAGUUACCAAAAAAAAAAAACAGAGAGUGAAAACAAAACAAAAUAAAAAUAAAACGAAAAAACAAAACAAAACAAAACAAAACCGUAAUAAUAAAUCAGAAAGUGCAAAAAGUUUCAAUUGUCAAAAUAAAAAUCAUAACGAUUUGCAAACAAUUUUGAAGGAGUUGUGAAAAGCCGUCGCUAAAAAUGCUUUGAAAAGGCCACAAAUUGGCGUAACUGUUUCAUUUUGGUGGCUGGAAAAGGCAAAGAAAAAUUUCAGUAUUCAACUAAAAUACAAAAAGUGUUAAACAUUAUUUUUUGUAACUUACCAAACCAAAGGAAAGGAAAUUAUUUUUACACAUAACUAUCUAUUUGGAAUAUCGACAAACUUUACAAACAAAUAACAUGCAAGACAUGUCAACCUCGCACAUUCUCUCAGCUGUGGAUCCUCAUACCAACGGCACCCAUUCUCCUCAACAUUUACACACCGAUGGCAUGGUCAACAAUAAUCACAAUGCGAUGGGCAAUCGCGGCAGUCCCAAUGCCUUGGAACGCAAUUUACAUGUAUCUCUGGAUGAUCGGGAAUUGUGGCUGCGUUUUCAAAAUCUUACCAAUGAAAUGAUUGUUACCAAAAAUGGACGGCGCAUGUUUCCGGUGGUUAAGAUCAGCGCCUCGGGAUUGGAUCCAGCCGCCAUGUAUACAGUGCUUUUGGAAUUCGUGCAAGUGGACACACACCGCUGGAAAUACGUCAAUGGAGAAUGGGUUCCUGGAGGCAAGGCUGAAGUGCCGCCCUCUAAUCCCAUAUAUGUGCAUCCCGAAUCGCCCAAUUUCGGUGCCCAUUGGAUGAAGGAGCCCAUUUCAUUUGCCAAAGUUAAGCUGACCAACAAAACCAAUGGCAAUGGUCAGAUUAUGUUGAAUUCCCUGCAUAAGUAUGAGCCCCGGGUCCAUUUGGUGCGAGUAGGUUCGGAACAGCGCCAUGUGGUGACCUAUCCAUUUCCGGAAACGCAAUUCAUAGCUGUGACCGCCUAUCAAAAUGAGGAGGUGACUUCAUUGAAAAUAAAAUACAAUCCCUUUGCCAAAGCCUUUUUGGAUGCCAAGGAGCGCCCCGAUACUUUGUAUUCGCAUGAUGCCCACUAUGGUUGGCUUAUACCGCCGCCUACUCACUACACCACCUCACCGGUAAAUCCGAAUGGUUUAAGUGAAUCUUCUUUGGUUUCGAGCAAUUGUGAUCGCUAUGGAAGGGCUUUGCCCAGCCGAGCAACCCCAUCCCAAAGAUCUACACCUUAUAGUCGACCACGCAUUGUCUCGGGUUCUGCUUCGAAUGGCAGCACUGGCAAUGCCUCACCACCACAACCACCCUCGGCGCCUCAGACUCCCACAAGUUUGCAGUCUUCAUCAACGGCCACCCUGGGCACCUCAGCCACGUCGAGUGGCUUUUCAAGUUCCUAUUCCCAAUCGGGAUUCAUGCCAGUCGAACCUACCUCCAGUGCCACGGUCUUCUCCUAUCCAGGCACUUGGCAAACGAACACCAACUAUUGGAGUUCCACAGCAGUACCAGGACCAAUGCCGGUCAACACGGCCAGAGCUAUGAGUUCCCACAACUCUCCCUCUCCCACCAAUAAUGGUUCACCCACCUAUACGACACCCUCUCCCGGCUAUACCAUACACCAUUUGACACCUCACACGCAUACUCAUCAUCAGUACAACAUGCCUCAGACAGCGGCAGCCCAUACAGCCGAUAUGUAUCAAAGUGUCUCACCCACCACUCAAUCAUAUGCACCCACCCAUCAAGUCUACCAUCCCACACCCACCUCGCCCUCAUCCCAUCAGCUGUAUUCGAAUGUUCUAAAUGGACCAAGUGCUCUGUCCUAUCCCACCUCCUCAUGGCACAAUGGCUCGGCGGCCGACUACGGACUCUACCAAAACCCAGCAGCAGCCUAUGCCUACCAAACCGAAUACAUACCUCUGGUCUCAGAAAUUGGUUUAGUUACCAAUGAUUCUUUUCUUCAUUAUCAACAAUCCAGCAGUUAUGUCCCUCCCGCAUUGGAACCCGUAGAAGUCACCAAGACCCUGGAUAAUACUUCGCACUCUGCUUUGUACAGAGCCACGGAGGAGCCCACCACCGUUUUGACGCUGGAAUGCAAUAGUCUGAAGGCAGACUCUCACCCACUCUCAUCACAUGUUGUGGAGAAUUCAGUUAAAAUGGAAUCUCUGAAUGCCGCUGCAAAUGGUGGCGGUGGCCAUAUGAGAGCUGCUUCGGUUGAUGCUGCCACGGCAUCAGCAGUGGUUACAGCACCAGUGCCUAGUGCCGAUAACUCGGCUAAUUGGACGCCCCUCACUCCCCCCCAAAGUGCCUUGCAAUAGACCAACAAUAACCUUAACUUUAGUGUAAGCCAACCAUGUAUAGUAAGAAUUAAGCCAUUAGAUGCAAUUUUUAUCAUUCCCUGUAUUUGGAAUGAAGUACAGUUUUAAUAGAAAUUUAGUGUCCUGCUUCCGGGCAUAUCCCCCAUCUCUGUCUGAGCAUAAACUUGUUUAAAAUAUUUUAGCUAGCUUUUAGUUUUUUUUUUUUUUUUUUUUUAAUUUAGUUUAGCUCGUUAUAUUAAGAAAAUAAAAAUUUUUGUUUCAAAUUUUGAAAAAAACCCAUUAAAUUGCAUUUGUAGA